AUUUCCACGAACAAAAGAAGAGGAAGAAGAAGCAGAGCUAUGGGGAAAGAAGCUGAAAAUGUAAGAGCUUCAUCGUCGGAGGCGACGGCGGAGGGAGUCAACGCUGCCGAGUCGGAGUUCAAGCUCAAAGGAUUUAAGAACUUUGUUAGAACGAAUCCGAAAUCGGAUCGGUUUAAGGUUAAGCGGUUCCAUCACAUUGAGUACUGGUGUACGGAUGCUACGAACACCGCUCGGAGAUUUUCUUGGGGACUUGGUAUGCCGAUUGUGGCUAAGUCGGAUCUGUCCACUGGAAAUUUGACUCAUGCUUCUUAUCUCCUUCGUUCUGGCCUGCUUUGCUUUCUCUUCACCGCACCUUAUUCGCCUUCCAUUGCCGCUGCUGAAAACCUCAGUCCGGCUUCUACCGCUUCAAUCCCUAGUUUUGACCAUGCCGCCUGCCGCGCCUUCUCCGGCAGCCAUGGAUUAGGUGUUCGAGCAAUCUCUCUUGAGGUUGAGGACGCCGAGAUCGCCUUCAGAACUAGCGUCGCACAUGGUGCGAAACCUUCGUCUCCUCCUAUUGUUCUCGAUAAUCGCGCUGUUCUCUCGGAAGUUCAUUUGUACGGCGACGUUGUUUUGCGUUACAUUAGCUACAAAAACCCUGUUUCUGGCGAUGAUAGCGAGAAUAAACCAGACGAUUGGUUCUUGCCGAAAUUCGAGGCCAUGGAGGAGAUCGCUUCGUAUCCGCUGGACUUCGGGAUUCGUAGACUGGACCAUGCAGUCGGAAACGUGCCGGAGUUGGGACCGAUAGUAUCUUACUUGAAGGGAUUCACUGGAUUCCACGAGUUUGCAGAGUUCACAGCGGAGGAUGUGGGGACGAGCGAGAGCGGAUUGAACUCGGUGGUUCUGGCGAACAAUGAGGAAAUGGUUUUGCUACCAUUGAACGAGCCGGUUUACGGAACGAAGCGAAAGAGUCAAAUACAGACGUAUUUGGAGCACAACGAAGGAGCAGGAGUUCAGCACUUGGCAUUGGUGAGCGAGGACAUUUUCAGAACCUUGAGGGAGAUGAGGAAGCGAAGUGGCGUCGGCGGAUUCGAAUUCAUGCCGUCGCCACCGCCUACGUAUUACAAGAAUCUGAAGAGCAGGGCGGGAGAUGUGCUAACGGAUGAUCAAAUUAAGGAGUGUGAAGAAUUGGGGAUUCUGGUGGAUAGGGAUGACCAAGGAACUCUGCUUCAGAUCUUCACCAAACCUGUGGGAGAUAGGCCAACUAUAUUUAUUGAGAUAAUUCAGAGGGUGGGAUGCAUGAUGAAGAACGAAGAGGGGAAAGAAUAUCAGAAAGGAGGGUGUGGGGGCUUUGGAAAAGGCAACUUUUCGGAGCUCUUCAAAUCCAUUGAGGAAUACGAGAAGACUCUUGAAGCCAAACGAGUUGCAGAACCAACCCAUUCAGUCUAACAUCAAAGCCAAUGUAAUAUCUUCAUAAGGUACCAUACUCAAACAUAAAACAACAUGAAUCCGUUCAUCAGUUUCAUAAGUUUUCUAAAUAGUUCUUACUGUUUCUUAUCAUCUUACCGAAUAAUGUUGGGUCUGAAAGUAACUUAAAUUAACAAAAUCAGCUGUUUUCUGUUGAAUUCUUCAUCUGA
Molecule: messenger RNA, 1613 nt
Organism: Cucurbita maxima (winter squash)
Lineage: Eukaryota; Viridiplantae; Streptophyta; Magnoliopsida; Cucurbitales; Cucurbitaceae
Product: 4-hydroxyphenylpyruvate dioxygenase
Exons: 2
Coding region: 40-1425 (461 amino acids)
Biological process (GO): L-tyrosine catabolic process
Molecular function (GO): 4-hydroxyphenylpyruvate dioxygenase activity
Source: RefSeq, a predicted model, not a curated record